UGUUGGAUCAAACUAUAUAUGCUAGUUAACCCUUGAAGAAAACAGCCACGACCUUUAACACCCCUCUUCUGCGCCUAUCCUAUUCUGAAUAUACCAUGAAAACACCUCAACCUCCUCCUGUUGUUCCCCGAUACUUGCAAGAAAAUGAACCUAGCCAAGAAGACAAAGACCUUAUAUCCUCUCUACCUACAGAAAAAGGUUGGAUUGGAAAUAGCCUUCACAAGUACCAAGGUUUUUGGCAGGCAACUGCGCACAUGCAGGGAGUUUUGGCAUGCCAGAAACACUUUCGAGCUCUAGAAUCUGAUAUCAUUCUCGUUACCACUCCCAAAUCAGGCACGACUUGGCUCAUGGCAAUUUUGUUUGCCCUAGUGAAACGAGCGCACUAUCUGGACCUUCGGCGACACCCUUUGCUCACAGAAAACCCUCAUGUUCUUGUGCCCUGUUUGGAGUUAGAUGUCUACACUGACAAACAGGUACUUCCUGACCUCUCCUCCCUGGCCCCUCCGAGGCUCUUUUCGACUCAUUUACCGUAUGUGUCUCUGCCGGAUUCUGUCAAACAUUCCGGUUGCAAAGUUGUUUACUUGUCUAGAGAUCCUAAAGAUGCUUUUGUUUCACUUUGGCACUUCGUGAACAAACUGAGACCCGUGGGUAGUGGAACCAUGUCACUUCACGAAGCGUUCGAUAAGUUCUGCCGGGGAGUGAGUUCGUUCGGACCCUUUUGGGAUCAUGUACUGGGGUUUUGGAACGAGAGCUUAAAGAGACCUGAAAGUGCAUUUUUCAUCAAGUUUGAGGAAAUGAAACAAGAGCCCGCUCUUCAACUGAGGAGGCUGGCCGAGUUCUUGGGGUGCCCAUUUUCCCCGGAAGAAGAGACGCAUGGAAUUGUGGACGGUAUCUUAAGGUUGUGUAGUUUUGACAAUUUAAGCAAUUUGGUUGUGAAUAAAAGUGGGAAAUUGCCGGCCGGUAUGGAGAAUAGUGCAUUCUUUAGGAAAGGUGAAGUUGGAGAUUCGACGAAUUAUUUGACCACUGAGAUGGUGAAAAAACUAGACUCCAUUACUCAAGAGAAGUUGUAUGGUUCCGGGCUAAAGUUCUAGGGUUUGCAUCGUUUUUUUCUCUCUGUGUGAGUCUCCUUGUGAGCGAGUUUUUCAAAUUUUGGUAAAUCGUUUUGUCACUGGCUUUAGCCAUAGCCAAGGUCGGCGGCAAUCCAUUAUCUGUGUGUGAGGGUUCUUUGUGUGUUUUUCUGUUUAGAGCUCAUCUUUAGGUUGUGCUUUUCGUUUGUAGUUGGAGGUGCCAAUGUUGUUGUGUGCUUUAUGUGUUUUUAAGGCCUCCACUCUUGUAUAUGUGGUGUGUUGGUAAUAAAACGUCACCUUGUGACAAAAAAAAAAAGGUUCUUGGGUUUGCUUAUUA
Malus domestica (apple) is the source of this 1404-nucleotide messenger RNA. RefSeq names its product cytosolic sulfotransferase 5-like. Gene Ontology annotation, cellular component: cytoplasm. Gene Ontology annotation, biological process: sulfation. Lineage: Eukaryota; Viridiplantae; Streptophyta; Magnoliopsida; Rosales; Rosaceae. The record is from RefSeq and is a predicted model, not a curated record. Gene Ontology annotation, molecular function: sulfotransferase activity.